Messenger RNA from Daldinia childiae, 510 nucleotides. RefSeq lists its product as uncharacterized. The record is from RefSeq and is a predicted model, not a curated record. Bases 1 to 510 code for a protein of 169 amino acids. NCBI's taxonomy places the organism in Eukaryota, Fungi, Ascomycota, Sordariomycetes, Xylariales, Hypoxylaceae. The transcript has 2 exons.
AUGUCGACCAACACGGAAACCCCGUCAGCCAUCCCGGUAAUCCUCCUGGGCGAGUUCGAGACGACGGCAAAAGCCUUUAGCGAGGCCAUAUUGCCUGAUUUUGAGGUCGUCUACCUCUCCACAAUCCCCGACCUAGCCAUCAAAGCCCUCCCCAGCGUCCUCCGCGGCCAAGCCCCAGCGUACCUCCAACCCUCCGACAAGGCCAAACUCGAGACCGCCAGCAGCGCCCCCAAAGCCAUCAUCAUCGCCGGCCCGGCCUUCGACGACGUCUUCAUAACCAACGCGCAGCAGACCAUCGCCGCCGCUGCCGACGACUUACACGUGCCUUUCUUCAAGCGCGAGGACAACGGCUUGAUCAUCGAUGGUGCUGGCAGUGCCGAUGCGGUUGCGGUUGCGGUUGCUAAGACGCCGGAUAUCGAGGAGUUGGCCGCGCGCGUGGUCAAGGUGUUGAAGAAGGCGGUUGAGGAGGGCAAGUUGGAGGGCGAGGAUGAUGGUGUUUAUGUUUAUUAG